AUGAUCCCCAGCGUCCACAUUUGCCCCUGUGUCGACGAAGGAGCUCUUGGCAACAGCAUCCUUGAGAAAAUCACUCGACAUCACCGACUAACCCGACUAAAACCAACUAACACCGACCAGCACCGACAACCGCACCGACCAGCACGACAACAACACCAACACACAACCGACUACACAACACCGCAACACCUCUACACACCUCCAAAGACCACUCGACAACACCGACCAGAAAUCACUCGACAUCACCGACUAACACCGACUAAAACCAAACUAACACCGACCAGCACCGACAACACGACAACACCAACCAACACCAACCAACACCGCCAACACCACCUCUACACACCUCCAAAGACCACUCGACAACACCGACCAACACCAACAACACCAACCAACACGCCAACACCACCUCUACACACCUCCAAAGACACUCGAGACACUCACCGACAUCACCGACUAACACCGACAACACCACCUCUACACACCUCCAAAGACCACUCGACAACACCGACCAACACCGACAACAACCCCGACCCAAGAUGGACCUUCGCGUCAAAACGGAUCCCGACUCACAGAUACCCAAAUGCUGUUUGA
Messenger RNA from Penaeus vannamei (Pacific white shrimp), 594 nucleotides. The record is from RefSeq and is a predicted model, not a curated record. NCBI's taxonomy places the organism in Eukaryota, Metazoa, Arthropoda, Malacostraca, Decapoda, Penaeidae.